Sabethes cyaneus is the source of this 921-nucleotide messenger RNA. RefSeq names its product CDGSH iron-sulfur domain-containing protein 3, mitochondrial. The coding region runs from base 66 to 479 and encodes 137 amino acids. Gene Ontology annotation, cellular component: intracellular membrane-bounded organelle. The record is from RefSeq and is a predicted model, not a curated record. The transcript has 4 exons. Lineage: Eukaryota; Metazoa; Arthropoda; Insecta; Diptera; Culicidae. Gene Ontology annotation, molecular function: 2 iron, 2 sulfur cluster binding.
GCUCGGUGUGUAAAUACAAUUUGUUUCUCUUAUUUAGUUAAUUUAUAAUUAUAUUUCGAAUCAAAAUGCAUUUAGUAGGAAAAAAGUUAUUCAAUCUUGCGUCUUGUAAUAUUCUGAAGUCAAUUUCAACAACCUCCAUUCGUGCGAGCAGCGACCAAAUUCCAAGGAAUGUAAUUGCCGAUCUAACUUCGGCUCAACAUCAGAAGGAAAAUGGUGUAAUUUACGAUAAAAAACCUUUCAGAAUAGAGCUUGAAGAAGGGAAACGGUACUCUUGGUGUCUAUGCGGCAGAUCGAAGUCGCAACCACUCUGCGAUGGCACCCAUAAAUUAGUGCAGUACAAAAUCACGCUGAGACCAGUGCGUUUCCAAGUGGAAAAGACCGGCACCUAUUGGUUAUGUAAUUGUAAGCAAACCAAGAAUCGCCCCUUCUGCGACGGAACGCAUAAAAGUGAAGAUGUUCAGAAGACGUCAGGAAAGUGAAUCUGAUUCGUUUUUUUUUGUGGUAGAAUAUUUUGCAGCAUCCAGUGAAACUAUGCUGUUAGUCAUAAACUGAUUUAAUAAAUUUUUGUGGGUUAUUGUUACACCUUUAAGGGGGCAUAGUACUUUUUACACCAUAUUUUUGCCUAAUUUCAAAUAUUUUAUUCUCGAUAACGCGAAAAGCGAAUCGAUUCGGGUUUUUUGCAUUUUAAACAUUGCAUUUUAUACUAAUACUAGCUGACCCGACAAACUUCGUAUUGCCACAAAUUAACCUGUGUUGUACAUAAAUCAUGAAUCAUCGAGAUAAGAGGAAAUUUGCAUUUCAUUUGUAUGGCAGCCCACCCUCUUAAAGGGGAGAUGGGCCAUAACUCGCUUUCUAAAGAAGAGAGGGGUCUCAAUUCACCAUAGAAAAAAAUCUUGCGUCCAAAACCACUUACAUGUCAAA